Messenger RNA from Planococcus citri (citrus mealybug), 1474 nucleotides. It is a transcript of the gene Amnionless, whose product is annotated as amnionless. Gene Ontology annotation, biological process: receptor-mediated endocytosis; intracellular protein localization. The transcript is spliced from 8 exons. NCBI's taxonomy places the organism in Eukaryota, Metazoa, Arthropoda, Insecta, Hemiptera, Pseudococcidae. The record is from RefSeq and is a predicted model, not a curated record. Bases 123 to 1445 code for a protein of 440 amino acids. Gene Ontology annotation, cellular component: apical plasma membrane; endocytic vesicle.
GAAAGACUAUGAAUUGCGAUAUUUAGACAUCGAUACGAUUGUGUUCGUUUAAAAUAUGAAAUGGUAUUUUAAUCGAUAAAUGCGCAAGUGUACAUUUCAUUGUAUUGUGUCCGUUGACAAAAAUGAAGAUUGGAAUCGUGCUUUUAACAAUUUUUUGUGCAUUCGUCAGCGUUAAUGCCCAAGCAGCAAAAACCUGGCAGGUGAAUACCAAUGUGACGAUAAGUUCACGCUUCUGGGAUUCUCUGGUGAUCGUAGGAGCUUUCAGCUUCAACGGUAGCAUGACCAACGCUUUAGCCAUGCGGAGCAAUGAAUAUGGAAAUGGUAACUUUUGCGAACUUAUAUAUCCAUUGGAUAAGUUAUCGAGUACCAAUGACGAUGAUUCGAAUCAAACUGCCGAAGGGAAAUGCGUCGAUGAAGAGGUGUUGGCUAAAAUGGAUCGUGUGUUUUGGGCUGAUCCACGUAACUGGGUAACGAGUCCUGAAAAUAAAGCAACUCCUCAUGCCGAACGAAUUCCUUGUAAUUACGAUCGUCUUCGAAUUCCAAAUACUACCAGUACGUUUAUUAUACUACCACCGAAGCCUGUAACGUUGAGUAGUCUGCGAUUCGGUAACGCGGUAUUUUUCCAGUUUCUCAGCAUGUUUUCCUGGAAGAGAUACGCGACCAACGAGUACUUUAUGCGACACUUCUUGGUGAAAUCGGCCACAGACCUCGUAGACUCGUUCAAUUUCUCAUUAUCAGGAUGCGAGGACAGAAUGGGUUGUACUUGCGGUACGUACGAUUACCAAGACGAAAUUUGUGCUUUCGUUGAAGACAGUUGUGCCAAAGAUUUACCAUGCGAGGAUCCAAUAACACCUAAUGGACACUGUUGCAAAGUUUGCGGUGCAACUGUGAGGAUCUGGGCCACUAAAGAUAAAUUUGUAUACAAGAAGUUGGUUCCAGUAGUGGAGAAAUUCAUCAAGAGCCAGAGCGAAGAAUUGAAUAUAAAAGUUGUCUGGUACAUGUCGAAAGUUACCAAAAGAGAGGUGCAAGUAGUCCUGUUACCGGAGGAUGAAUACACCACGGAAUUUCUCGACUUGGCUGAGGGUUUAUCGUGGUAUCUAAGUAAACCGAGUAAUUUAGGUAUAUCCUCAACUUGGACCGAUCACGCUGGUAAUCCUAUUUCUAAGGGACGAGGAUGGUCUGCGACUAUUAAGAUUUUCGUAGGAUUGGCCAUUGUUUUAAUCAUCGGUGCUUUAUAUGUAUACGCGAGUAAAUUCAAAUUAUUGGAAAAUUUGAUGCCAUCUUUCACGGGCUCGAAAUACGAACAACAUAAAGAAGAUGGCAAGAACUCGUUCAAUAAUUCAAAGACGACGAAAAACGAAGUAAAAGCUCAGGAUGAAAAUACUACAGAGACUGAAUCCACGACACAGAACGAACAAACUAAUCUAAUUGAUACUUCUGGUUGAUUGACGUGAAAUAAAUUGUUUCGGUGGAA